AUGGAUGGCCAAAAUGCAGCUGGACUAACUUUGGCUCAAGGAGGUUCAGCAAAUCCUAACGGUGGAGUAGACCGGGAAAGAAUCCAACACAGCCAGAAUGCUCAGAACAUCAGAGGGCGAGUGGAACCCGGUCAAUACAGAAGGAAAUACAGCAGAGGACAGUAUAACAACAACCCCUUUACUGGGGAGAUUUUGAAUGCACCCUUCCCAGAAGACUUUGAUUCGGCACGACUGCCGAAAUAUGAUGGAAGUCAAGAUCCACAGGUCCAUAUCGAUGCUUUCGAUACGGACAUGUACAUUCGAGGAAUAGAUGAGCCCCUUAUAUCUCGGAUAUUUGCAAUAACCCUAACGGGAGCAGCACAGGCAUGGUUUUCAACCCUUCAUGCUAAUUCCAUCAGGUCUUUUGAAGAAUUUGGGCAACAGUUCCUUUUGAACUUUGCAACUAGCAAAAAGCAUCCAAAGUCCGAGUUCGCAUUGGGAAAAAUACACCAACAACCCGGAGAAAACCUCCAGAAAUACCUUAACCGGUUCAAAGAUGUUGCACUACAGGUACCGGGUUUACCAGUAAACGUCCAUGUACAUCUCAUCGUGGCUGGGCUGGAUGGUGCAUCCAGGUUAGCCAAGUCGGUCUAUAAGGACCCAGUGAGGACGUUGGAAGAGUUCAGAACCCAUUCGAAGAAAUACCUCGAACUUGAGCAGAUGGAGAUUGCAAAUGCGCAGACUGAAAAGGGUAAAAGAAUUAACCCAAGAAGGAGAAGCCCAGCCCCGAAAGGAAAAGAACAAAUUGACAAUAAGAGAAAGGAGUUCAGGGCUAGAAUCCUGGACAACCGAAAUCGUGUACCAGGGAGAUAUGAGAAGUAUACACCAUUAAAUGCGCCACACUCUCAAAUUUGGAAAGAAGUGGCAAUGACGGAGAUGAAGAAGGUGAAAAGAUCCCGGCACAACACUGAUCAAUGCUGGGAUCUCCGAGAUGCUGUGGAGAAAUUUGUUCGAGAUGGAAGGCUACGCCAAUACGUCAUCAAAACCCAGGGUGCCAAAAAUAACAAAAGGAAGACGGGAAACAAAAAUAGAAGUAAAAGCCUGGUUCCUGAAAAGAAAAACAAGGAGGAAAGGAAUCAGAAAAACAAUUCCAACCGUGAUGAAUUCCUGGAAGCGAAAUUUUAUUGUAACGUAAUUAGUGGAUCCCUGGGGGGUGGAGGAGAUACUGUGAAUGCCAGAAGAAAAUACUUGAAAGAGGUACUCUCCAUUCGAGACCUUCCUAAGUUCAAGGAAGACCUGACCAAGCCGGAUCCUCCCCUUUUGUAUUUCACAAAAGAGGACAGGCAGGGUGUGAUGCCGGGACAUGUGGACGGGUUAGUCAUUGCGGGGACCUUGGUAAAUUGCCGGGUUAGGAAGAUCUUCGUGGAUGUUGGGAGUUGUGCCGACAUCAUACUCUGGCACGCUUUCAAAAAGAUGAACUUGGAUGAGGAAGACCUCAAACCUUGCAAGACGACUCUGAUAGCAUUUAAUGGAGAAUAUACACCCUCUAAAGGCUACAUCGACCUCAGGUUAACCUUGGGAACCAAAGAAGCGUUCAAAUUAGAACGGGUUAGAUUCAUCGUAACUGAUUUUCUGUCAGAAUAUAAUGUAAUUCUGUGA
This is a messenger RNA of Gastrolobium bilobum, 1638 nucleotides long. RefSeq lists its product as uncharacterized. Bases 1 to 1638 code for a protein of 545 amino acids. Lineage: Eukaryota; Viridiplantae; Streptophyta; Magnoliopsida; Fabales; Fabaceae. The record is from RefSeq and is a predicted model, not a curated record. The transcript is spliced from 2 exons.